Dicentrarchus labrax (European seabass) is the source of this 1123-nucleotide messenger RNA. It is a transcript of the gene ifi30a, whose product is annotated as IFI30 lysosomal thiol reductase a. Gene Ontology annotation, cellular component: lysosome. Gene Ontology annotation, molecular function: oxidoreductase activity, acting on a sulfur group of donors, disulfide as acceptor. The transcript has 7 exons. Bases 98 to 865 code for a protein of 255 amino acids. The record is from RefSeq and is a predicted model, not a curated record. NCBI's taxonomy places the organism in Eukaryota, Metazoa, Chordata, Actinopteri, Moronidae.
AUUUAAAGUUUCACGGUGCAGUAGUUUGUAGGUCAAUGUUGUAUCGGUGCUGUGUCUGUGUUGUGUGUUAAACUUGAACCUUACGCUGCGACCGAAGAUGAAGGCUCCUCUGCUGCUCAUUCUGGCUGUUUGGUUGCACACUCAGUCCGGCGGUUGCGCUCUCUCCUCCUGCACUGUCCCUCCAUCAAAGUGGUGCUCAUCUCUGGACUCAGCUCUGCAGUGCGGGGUUUUGAAGCAGUGCCUUCAGUCUAACUUCACCAGGUCCCGUCAGACUGCAGAUACAGUCAAGGUGGGGCUUUACUAUGAGAGUCUGUGUCCCGGCUGCAGAAACUUUCUCAGUGGCAUGCUCUUCCCCACCUUCGUCUUGCUGAAUGAUAUCAUGUCUGUUGAGCUGGUGCCCUACGGCAAUGCACAGGAGAAACCUGUUGGACAGAAGUAUACUUACGAGUGCCAACAUGGAGAACAGGAAUGUCUAGGUAACAUGAUUGAGACUUGUUUAAUGGACAUGACAGACAUGGCUUUCCUGGUCAUCUUCUGUAUGGAAUCCUCCAGUGAUGUCAUCAAGUCAGCCCAGAAGUGUGUGGAAAUCUACACCCCUGAAUUGAACUGGGACAACGUCAUGGGCUGUGUGAAGGGGGACAAGGGAAACCAGUUGAUGCAUCAGAAUGCCUUGAAGACCCAAGCACUGAAACCUCCACAUCAAUAUGUGCCCUGGGUGACCAUUAAUGGGGAGCACACAGAUGACCUGCAGGACAAGGCCAUGUCUUCUCUCUUCACUCUGGUCUGCAGCUUGUACAAGGGCCCCAAGACUGAGGCCUGUGGAGGUGCCCAGAAACACUACAGAAGCUACUGCCACAAUAAGUGAAGGAGCAGCACUGCACAUGCCUAUUAGCUUGCUCUGUUCCAGGUGUGGCCACUAAAUAAGAAACACUGAGGAAUGUCAUCAAAUAUUUUUUUACUUUAUUUUACUAUGUGUUUCUAUAAAAGGGAAAUCUGGUCGCCAUACUUUAUAAUUCACAGAAUAUAAAUACACUGUACAUUUUUAAAAAAUGUGUCAUCAUUGAUUGUUCUCUACUGAUUUCUACAUUUUGUAGCAUUCUGAUUAAAUGAUAGCAUUGUGGUA